GUAGCCGCGGUGGAUAAGCGGCGUGCGCCGCACGGGCCCCGGGACCAGCAGCGCCGCGAAGGGAUCGCGCACGUACCCGUGUGCGGCUAGCGAUCGCUUGCUCAGGGAGCUGCUGUCGUUGGUGCUCUGGACCGUUCCCGCCCGGCGCUGGCGGCUUCGCGGGCCCAUGACCAGAAGGUGCUCGGCAAUACUUCACAUAGACCACUUAUCGCGCUCCAGCUCAUCCGCUUCCGGGUGAAAGUGAUCCCAAAGCCGCACAUAGUGCAAGUCUUGUUCAAAUAUGGCAAUCUGAAGGAAGCCCAGCACCUCAGAAAUCCCGACAUUGAUAAGUUUAUCGUCCAAGCUAAGAGUAAGAGUAAAGAGAAACUUCUCCUCCUACUAAAGUGAUGGAGCCUGGACAGCAGUGGCCGGGGAAGACAGACUUUUACGUGCAAUUGCCAAAAGUGAUGUUUCCAGAUGUUCCAAGUUAUUCAUCAGCUUACUACUAGUGCUGAGGACGUCCUGAUGGUCACAAAAGAUGUCAUUAAAGAAUUUGCAGAUGAUGGUGUCAAGUACCUGGAGCUGAGGAGCACUCCCAGAGGAGAAAAUGCUACUGGAAUGACUAGGAAGACUUACGUGGAAGCCGUCCUUGAAGGCAUAAAACAAUGCAAACAGGAAAACUUAGAUAUUGAUGUUAGGUAUUUGAUGGCAAUUGACAGAAGAGGUGGCCCGACAACAGCCAGGGAGACUGUUGAACUUGCUAAAGAAUUCUUCCUCUCUACUGAGGAUACAGUUCUUGGCCUUGACCUCAGUGGAGAUCCAACUAUAGGACAAGCGAAAGACUUCCUGGAGCCUCUUUUAGAAGCUAAAAAAGCAGGUCUGAAGUUGGCAUUGCAUCUUGCAGAGAUUCCAAAUAGGGAAAAAGAAACACAGAUGCUGCUGGGGCUGCUUCCUGACAGAAUUGGGCACGGGACAUUCCUCAGCAUCUCCAAGGCAGGGGCCCUGGAUCAGGUGGACUUCGUGAGGCAACACCAGAUACCCCUCGAACUUUGUUUGACCUCAAACAUCAAAAGCCAGACAGUUCCUUCUUAUGACCAGCAUCACUUUGGAUUCUGGUACAGCAUUGCUCAUCCUUCUGUGAUCUGUACCGAUGAUAAAGGUGUUUUUGCGACAAACCUUUCUCAAGAAUAUCAACUGGCAGCAGAAACAUUUAAUUUGACCCCAUCUCAGGUGUGGGAUCUGUCCUAUGAAUCCAUCAACUACAUCUUUGCUUCUGACAACACCAGAUCUGAACUGAGAAAAAGGUGGACUCACUUGAAGCAGAAAGUGUUAAACUAUAAUGAGGUGAACUACUUUUGAUUAUACAUUGUAACCAAGAUCUUCCUGCAGUGUGUAUCCCACUCAGUUACUGCCCACUUGAAAUGACUUCCCUUGAAUUUGGGUAGCCAAGUAUAUAUGGGGUCUAACUCCAGCCCCUUCAACUUCAGUAAAUCAGUAAGUCUCAGACAGAGCCUUGAGGUUUGCAUGGCUGCACUUCCAUGCUGCACUUGCUGGAGGGUUGUUGUUCAGCCCUCAUUCCCUCAUGGCUGUUUGCUCUUUGGACGUUCGUGACCUUAAACCUUCUGAGAAGUUGAAACUCUGUCUUCAGGGAAAUCUGUUUGGUUAAUCAGACCCCUUCCACUUCCUUUUACCCUUUCAAGUGUUAUUUUUUUAGACUGUUGAUGUUAGGCCACAGUGCACACCUGCACUGUUUGUGUGAGUGCCUAGUUGCCAGGCAACUGUAGUAACAAAGCUAUUAUCUGGCUUUGCCCUUCUCUUAAUAUCUUUAGAAAUAUAUAAAGGGGGUUGGAGUAUUCCCUUCAGUUUAAGAAAAGAAACGAACAGCUGGCUUUAAGUAAGAAAGACACAUAGCUGGAGCUUCUGGUUUAAAAUCAGCUUCUAUUUGGCUUCCUUGUGGAAGCUACCAGGACCUCUACAGUGCUAGGACUCUCUUAAAAGAUCUUUGUAGCAAUGGUAGCGUUGUGGCUUCUAGGGUUCUUAGAUCACCAAUAAUCCCAUGCCCACAUGAUAGCCUACAGGUAUCGACUUACAUAAACACACAUAUACCAUGGCCACAUUAGCUGACUUUAACAGGUAACAAAUGUCUUGGUUGGUUUUUUUCCACAAGCUAGAGUCAUUUGGGAAGAGGGACCCUCAACUGAGAAAAUAUUCCCACAAGAUUGGCCUAAUCAGUGCUUGAUCAGUUAGUGGGCCCAUGCCACAGAGGGUGAUGCCACCCUUAGGGUCAUGGUUCUGGGUGGAAAGCAAAGGAAAUGGGACAAGGCAUGAGGAGCAAGCCAUAGGCAGCACUCCUCCAUGGCUUCAGCUUUAGCUCCUGCCUCAACUUCCCAGGAUGACAGACUACAGAUUAUAAGAGGAAAUAAACCUUAACUCCUUACGUUUGGUUAUGAUGUUUUAUCACAGCAUUAAAAACACUAAAACAAUAAUG
Molecule: messenger RNA, 2467 nt
Organism: Mus pahari (shrew mouse)
Lineage: Eukaryota; Metazoa; Chordata; Mammalia; Rodentia; Muridae
Gene: Mapda
Product: adenosine deaminase like
Exons: 10
Coding region: 457-1338 (293 amino acids)
Biological process (GO): adenosine catabolic process; inosine biosynthetic process
Molecular function (GO): adenosine deaminase activity
Source: RefSeq, a predicted model, not a curated record